Messenger RNA from Exaiptasia diaphana, 1767 nucleotides. Its product is annotated as protein C-ets-2. Gene Ontology annotation, biological process: regulation of transcription by RNA polymerase II; cell differentiation. Gene Ontology annotation, molecular function: sequence-specific DNA binding; DNA-binding transcription factor activity, RNA polymerase II-specific. The transcript is spliced from 9 exons. The record is from RefSeq and is a predicted model, not a curated record. Gene Ontology annotation, cellular component: nucleus. Bases 203 to 1240 code for a protein of 345 amino acids. NCBI's taxonomy places the organism in Eukaryota, Metazoa, Cnidaria, Anthozoa, Actiniaria, Aiptasiidae.
CGACGAACUCGAAGAACAAGUCGAAUGAUUUCUGCCGAGUUGUGAUUUUUUUCCACAAAAGUAAGGGAUAAUGCAGUAAAUAUUGGCUUCUUUGAUUUUCAGAAUCGAAGACUAACCCAAGUUAAGUUUUGAACGCAUUUAGCAUCUUAUUUUGGACUUGGUUCAACGUUUCCGCCGGAAAGACGCUUCGACCACGGUAACAAUGGAGGCAGAAGAUGCUGCAGCACCACCCAGUGAUUAUCAGCUGGUUAUUAUUCAAACCAUGGCGACAGAAACUGUUAACCAGAUAAGGUUACUAGUUGAGGAAAAUGUUGGACGAAAGCUAGAGGAUUUUACUUUGUAUAACAAUGAGGAAGAGCUUGCUAAAGACAAAACACUACAAGAACAAAAUCUUGGUGAUGGUGAAGUAUGUCUAACUAUACACUUAAAAGAUGCUACCAAGACAAUACAAAUAGUAUCUAGUGCUCCAGUAAAAGCAGUAGAUGAAAAAGCAGAUGCAAACAAAGCCGCUAAAGAAGAAAACAUUUCCUUACCUACAAUAACAAGUGCAACCACAUCUACAGACGAACUUGAUGUUCAGAAAAACUUACCAUCUGAAUCUGAGGUUGUGCCAAAGAAGAGAAGAAGAACGUCAAACACCAAAGCAACAAGUCCUACAAAGUCACCUUUGUCACCUUUAACUCAACAAGUUCCUGUCAUCAGCUGUGCACCUGUAAUUCCAGGUACCACUGAAAAUGCAGGUGAUUCUACAAAUCAACAAACAUCUGUCAUUAAAAAUGGUGUAGAAACUGCUGUAGAAAACCCUGAAGAGGAAGAUAGCAAAGCCAGGAAUGCUGAUGGAAAAACACCAGGAAACCGAUCUGGCAAUAAUGGGCAAAUACAACUAUGGCAGUUCCUGUUAGAACUCCUGACAGAUAAAGGAUGUCGCCACUUGAUCAUGUGGGUUGGCGAAGAAGGAGAAUUCAAGCUAAAUGACCCUGAACAAGUUGCACAGUUAUGGGGCAGGAGGAAAAAYAAACCAGCUAUGAACUAUGAGAAACUCAGUCGUGCUCUAAGGUAUUACUAUGAUGGAGACAUGAUUCACAAGGUCCAUGGSAAGAGAUUUGUGUAUAAGUUUGUUUGCAACCUGAAGAACCUUCUUGGAUACAGUGCAGGAGAAUURAACAAACUGGUCAUGGAAGCUGCCGAAUCAACAGUUGAACARUGUCCUACUUUAACAGUAGUCACAUUGCAGACUUGAUAAUUUAAGCCGCAUAAGGUUUAGUUUUGUGUUAACAUACACUGGAUUCUCAAGUGAAUGUAGACAUUCUUGCAUUUUAUCAGAGAGCUGAUGCAUUCACUUAUAUAUUGUUAGUGAUACAUUCUCUUGUAACCCUAAAAUAUGUAUUUAUAGUGUGAUAUUUAAAGCAAAAGCCCAAUAUUUUAACAUUAUUGCAAGCUUUUACUUGAUGUUGUUGCAUGGUACAAGGCUACUGCACCCAAACAAUGUGUUUGAAGAGCCAAUGUUUGGUCGCUAACAAUGUUUGUAAUAUCAAACACUUGUUUUUUGACCAAGGCACCUAACAUGUAAGCAUAUGAAAAAUAUACAUGACUGUAUGUGUAUGUGUUGUACACUCUUAAUAAUCACUAAAGGUUCUAUUCCUGUAGCAAUUAAUAGGUGUUUUUUAUCAGCAGAAUAAAUUUAAUUAGAAAUUGCUUUUACUAUAAUAUUUUAACUUUUUUCCUGGAAUAUAAUAAUAAUGUAAAUAAAGAUAGUGUUCAUUAUGA